Ectocarpus siliculosus is the source of this 3308-nucleotide messenger RNA. NCBI's taxonomy places the organism in Eukaryota, Phaeophyceae, Ectocarpales, Ectocarpaceae. The record is from the annotation of a GenBank genome assembly.
AUGGGGAACCACGUGAAGGCGCGGCCGAAGUCGAGGCCCAAGCCGAAGAGCGUCAAGGCCAAGAUCAACCGCAAGAUGGGGUCUAAGCGGCGCACCCAGCGGAUGGGCAAGGAGCUCAAGAAGGGCGAGAAAGGAGCGGCGGCCAGCUACCUCACGCGCGCCCAGGUGCUCCGCAGGCUGCAAAUCUCCUUGCGAGACUUCCGGCGGCUGUGCAUCCUGAAGGGAGUGUACCCGAGAGAUCCUUCCAAGAAGGCGUCUGGAAAGGACAAGACGUACUACCACAUCAAGGACGUCGGCUUCCUCGCGCACGAGCCCGUGCUGCAGAGUUUCCGUGACUUCAAGGCCUUCAUGCGGAAGCUGCGGCGCACCAUCGGUCGCAAGAACAUCAAGGACGCGCAGCGCAAAGAGCUGAACGAGAGGCCGACGUACAAGCUGGACCACCUGGUGAAGGAGCGAUACCCGCGCUUCGUCGACGCUGUCCGCGACCUGGACGACGCCUUGUCUCUCGUGCAUCUCUUCGCCUCUCUUCCGCAGAUGCGUCGGCAAUCUUCGGCGCACACGCAGACGUGCAAGCGUCUUGUGAAGGAGUGGUCGUUCUACGUGUCCAAGGCAAAGUGUCUCUCCAAGGUGUUCGUCUCCAUCAAGGGCAUCUAUUUCCAGGCAGAGGUGAUGGGCCAGCCGGUCACCUGGGUCACCCCGCACAUGUUCACCACCCGCUACCCGCGCGACGUGGACUUCACGAUCAUGAUGACCUUCCUCGAGUUCUACGAGACACUCCUGAAGUUCGCCAUGUUCAAGCUCUUCCACACCCUGGACCUCAGGUAUCCUCCGACCCUGGACGCGGAGCUAGACGGGGCCGACGCGGGACUGUCAACUCUCAAGACGCAGAGCCUUGAGGGGGCGGGGGGCGGGGACGAGGAGGGUGUCGGUGGGCCCGCGGAUGGCGAGGAAGAGGAGGAGGAGGAGCACCGGGUGCUGCCCAGCACGAAGGAGGAGCGGAGGGAGGCCAAGAAGAGGGUGAAGGAGGAGGGGAAAAAGCUCAAGUCCUUAGAGGCCAAGCUUGGUCAGAUCUCGCGUGCAGACAAGGAAGCUGCGGCAGCCGCCGCCUCAAGCGGCUCGGCGGCGAUCGAGGGAGGGGGGCUCGCGGAGGGUGACGAAGAGGACGCGGAGAUGGGGGACGCGUUGACGGUGCCCCUCGAGGAGGCGUUCAUGUCCCGGACGGAGGAGGGGGAGGAAAUCCUUGCUGAUGACGGCGCGGGCGGGGAGGAGGAACGGCGCAAGCGCUUGUUCAAGGGGCUCAAGUUCUUCUUCGGGCGAGAGGUGCCGAAAAGCUGGCUGGAGUUGGUGGUAACCUCCUGCGGGGGGGGGGUGGGGUGGGAGGGGGAGGGCAGCCCGUUCUCUUCCGCUGAUCCGGGCAUCACCCACCAGAUCGUUGACCGGCCCGUCCUCACGGAGCCCCGCCGCAAGCGCCGGGAGUACCUCCAGCCCCAGUGGGUGCUCGACUCCCUCAACGCGCGCGUGCUCCUGCCGGUGGCCCGCUACGCCCCCGGCGCCGCCCUCCCCCCCCACCUGUCGCCGUUCGUAGACGACGCCUCGGAGGGAUACGUGCCGGCGUACCGGGAGGAGCUGGACAAGCUCAGGUCGGCCGCGGAAGCCAGGCGGAAGAGGGGUGGGGGCUCCAAACCCGCGGAGGAGGGUACCGAGAACGCGGAGGGGGAGGACGAUGUGCUCGACGUGGUCCCGGGAGUCGCCACCGAUGUUUCAUCAUCGGCAACGGCAGCGGGGACGUCCUCGAGGAGCGACGACGAGGCGGAAGAGGACGGGGACGGAGAGGAGGCGUUUGCCAAGGACUUGGAGCGGGAGAGGGCGGGCACCGCAUUCUCGAAGGCGAAAGCGCUAGAAGAAGAGGAGGAGGAGGAGGAUAGUAGCAGCGACGACGACGACAGUGGCGACAGCAGCAGCGAGGAGGAGGAGGAGGAGGACGCGGUGGAAGAAGUGGCGCCGCCUUCUGCGGAGGAGAAGAAGCAGACGGAGGAACAGGAGCACCACGAGAUGUCGAGGAACAUGAUGUCCAAGAAGGCGAAGCGGCUGUACGGGCGCAUGCAGCACGGCCUCAGCAAGCGUCGCGAGGAGGUGGAGCGGCUCAAGGCCAAGCGCAAGAAGCUCGAGGCCCAGUACGACGCCCCGGACGGCAUGGCGGCGAAGAAGAAGAAGAAGAAGAAGAGCAAGGGCAGCAGCAAGAAGAAGGAGACAAGUUCUUCGUAGUACCAGUCGUAUGCAUAGCCGGAAGGAAGGAGCUCAGGAGAGAAGCCGUUUCGGAGGGAGGAACGAAGACUGACUGGCUGUCCUUCUGGCAACGGUUACACAGGCAAUCGUGACAUCUCUGUCUUUGUGUAUCGUCCCACUAAGUCUGGGCGUCAGUCUUAACUAGCCCACCUCUUGGUAUGUUUUCUGGGGCGCGUCAGCCGUUGGGGGGUCACGCAGACAGCACGCUUAUGCCACCCACAAUAAUCACAGAACACGGCGCCGUUGGUGCAAACUGAAUUUGCUGGGGGUGCUGUUUCCUGGCAUCAUCAGCGUUUGAAAGUCAAAGCUAAACAAGUUCUAAUUCAGGGUCGGGGUUCGGGACGGCCCGUCUUUGCAUUUUCAAACGUUGUUCUCCCCCUGUAUGUCUUCGUUUUUGGGAGAAGGAAGGGUUGUGCCUAGCGUCCGCUACACACCGCGAGUGCUCUGUUGUUCCCCCGCCACCCCGAGGUUCUACAGCAGUGUUCAUUUAUGGCCCGUCUCUACUUCUAGAAACACCUAUGCAUAUGUGUGUAGUCACCACCCAGAUCAACGUCGUGAUACGGGCAGUGCCUCUUUUGUCGGCGAGUGGUUGAGAAAUGGAGUGCGUGCUGUGCGCAGGCGGUGCGUGUUGAGGGUCUCGUAAAGAUGUGCGAGGUUUCGCGGGGGGCAUGGGCCGGGAUGAUACCGCGUCCGCCGGUUCCGUGUGUUCGGAGGUAGUGGGAUCCGUCGCGGGUGGUUUGGAAUAGAUAGGCAGGAGGCAUGGAGUCUGCCAGAAUCAAGGCAUUUCGUGGCGCAAUGAUAUUAUCAACGUUGAGGGAAGGAUGACGCGGUGUGUAGAAAUUGGAGAUUUGUGUGCCUGUUCGGUACACAGCGUUGACAAGGCAUGGAGAGGAACAACAACAAAUUGUUAACUGACAACGAUGCGGCGAAGCGCUUCGUGGAAAGCAAGACUUUCGAUGUUGGAGGUCGAGGUUCGUCGCUGUUGUUCCCCUCUGUCGAAUAAAGUACUUACCGAAUUUUCG